AGAAAAUUAUUGUUUUCCAAAGGAUUUUAAGUUUUUCUUUGUCUGUGUAAUGUACAUUUCUUAGCAGCUGGUUAAGAUUAAGGAUCUUAGAGAAGGUUUUUAGAUUGUUGGUUGCUGCAAAAUGGUGGGGGUUUUGAGCCAGUGACUGACAUUGUUUUCCAGCUAGCUUUUCCUCCAUUGUUUCGCGUAAACCAGAAGCAAAUUCCCAAAGAAAGAAAGAAAGAAAGAAAAGAAGGGAAAUAUUCCAUCUCUUUCCUCAAUUAAUGUCCUUUAUAUGUACGCAGAUCUAGUGGGCUGUUUUCAAAACCUGUGUACAAUCAUCAUUCACUCUUGUUCUUAGCUUCCCGUUUGGUCCUCCUCCGUUUUUGCUCUGUUUUUGUUUCGAAAUGGAUCGGCUUUCUUCAACAACUGUUCUUCCUGACACAUUCCAGGGGACGAGAGAUGAUUUCUCCAUGCAAAUGGCAUUGAUUUGGGGACAGAUCAAAGCGCCAUUGAUUGUACCAUUGUUGAGACUUUCGGUUAUCAUUUGUUUGAUCAUGUCCUUGAUGCUUUUCAUUGAGAGGGUUUAUAUGGGCAUAGUCAUUCUGUUGGUAAAACUCUUUGGUCGAAAACCAGAGAGAAGGUACAAAUGGGAACCAUUAAAAGAUGAUGUUGAGCUGGGAAACUCAGCUUAUCCCGUGGUUCUGGUUCAAAUCCCAAUGUACAAUGAAAGAGAGGUUUAUCAACUGUCCAUUGGAGCUGCAUGCGGCCUCUCUUGGCCUUCUGAUCGGAUCAUUAUUCAAAUCCUUGAUGAUUCAACUGACCCAACAAUUAAGGAUUUGGUGGAGUUAGAGUGCCAAAGAUGGGCAAGCAAAGGCAUCAACAUCAAGUAUGAAAUAAGAGACAAUAGAAAUGGCUACAAGGCAGGCGCUCUCAAAGAAGGCAUGAAACGCAGCUACGUCAAACAUUGUGAUUACGUAGUCAUUUUCGACGCUGAUUUCCAGCCUGAACCUGAUUUCCUUUGGCGUACCAUUCCUUUCCUUGUUCACAACCCUGAAUUAGCUUUGGUUCAAGCUCGUUGGAAAUUCGUGAAUGCUGAUGAGUGUUUGAUGACAAGAAUGCAAGAAAUGUCACUGGAUUACCAUUUCACUGUCGAACAAGAAGUGGGGUCUUCAACUUGUGCCUUCUUUGGCUUCAACGGAACGGCUGGUGUGUGGAGAAUUGCUGCUUUGAAUGAGGCAGGAGGAUGGAAAGAUAGAACCACAGUGGAGGAUAUGGAUUUGGCAGUCCGAGCUAGUCUGAAAGGCUGGAGAUUCCUUUACCUCGGAAGCCUAAAGGUGAAAAAUGAAUUGCCUAGUACCUUGAAGGCUUAUCGUUAUCAACAGCACCGAUGGUCUUGUGGUCCUGCUAACCUUUUCAGGAAAAUGGUGAUGGAGAUCAUUACAAACAAGAAAGUUUCCUCCUGGAAGAAGGUGCAUGUAAUCUACAGCUUCUUCGUGGUCAGAAAGCUUGUUGCCCACAUUGUUACAUUCAUCUUUUACUGCGUUGUGUUACCUGCAACUGUUCUUGUACCUGAAGUUGAGGUUCCAAAGUGGGGAGCAGUUUAUAUUCCUUCUAUCAUUACCAUUCUCAAUGCAGUUGGAACUCCAAGGUCACUUCAUUUAUUGGUUUUCUGGAUCCUCUUUGAAAAUGUCAUGUCAUUGCAUCGGACCAAGGCUACGUUCAUUGGCCUGUUAGAGGCUGGUAGAGUAAAUGAAUGGAUUGUCACUGAGAAACUAGGAGAUGCACUCAAGGCUAAAGCAGCCACAAAAGCACCCCGAAAACCUCGUUUCAGGUUUGGAGAAAGACUCCAUUUCUUAGAGCUUUUCAUCGGAGCUUACCUCUUCUUCUGUGGCUGCUACGAUGCUGUGUUUGGGAAAAACCACUACUUCAUAUAUCUUUAUGCCCAAGCAAUUGCCUUCUUCAUCAUGGGAUUUGGAUACGUUGGCACCAUUGUCCCCAACUCUUAGUGCAGCUCCUAAGGUAGUCGGUGUAAUUCUUAUUGGCUACUAACGCUCUCAGCAGGAUGUUCUAUACUUCAGCAACUGAAUAUGUGGCGAUUAUGGAAAAAUUUUCUUGCAAUUUUAGUUAUGUGUAAAAAGACAGGAAAUGACCGUUAUUCUUUAAGGUUGAGUAUAAGAAUUCGAGUGGAUAACUCGAAACAAGUUAGUUCUCUUUGUGAAUAUCAAUGAAAUUAAGGAAAAUACAGAACAAAUGUUGCAAUGGUAAUGCAUCAUACAGAGAAGCUAAGGAGCAAAUGAAGGCAGUUUCUCGGUUUAGACCCCAAUUUGAUACGGGGGAGAUGUUGGAGUGAAUUGUUUGCAAUUGUAUUUUUUUUUUUUCAUUUUUGUACUCUUUCUUUUCCUCCUCUUUCUCAUUCUGAUGUGGUUGGGAUUUGUUUGAGAAGGAAUAAAAUAAUGGGAAAAGAGUAAUUUUCACAGUUGAUUCUCCAUUCAUCCUUGACUCUGUCUCUCACUUUGUGUAAGCAUAAUCCAGAGAAACUGCUUCUGUAUAUGACCCCAUAUUAAUUGUGAACAUUUGGUUAUUUGAUAGAUAACAAA
Messenger RNA from Durio zibethinus, 2579 nucleotides. Its product is annotated as glucomannan 4-beta-mannosyltransferase 9-like. The record is from RefSeq and is a predicted model, not a curated record. Gene Ontology annotation, cellular component: Golgi apparatus. Gene Ontology annotation, molecular function: mannan synthase activity. Lineage: Eukaryota; Viridiplantae; Streptophyta; Magnoliopsida; Malvales; Malvaceae.